This is a messenger RNA of Neoarius graeffei (lesser salmon catfish), 543 nucleotides long. RefSeq names its product FAU ubiquitin like and ribosomal protein S30 fusion a (gene faua). Gene Ontology annotation, cellular component: cytosolic small ribosomal subunit; ribosome. Gene Ontology annotation, biological process: translation. Gene Ontology annotation, molecular function: structural constituent of ribosome; protein binding. The record is from RefSeq and is a predicted model, not a curated record. The transcript has 5 exons. Bases 89 to 490 code for a protein of 133 amino acids. Lineage: Eukaryota; Metazoa; Chordata; Actinopteri; Siluriformes; Ariidae.
UCUUAGCCCUGCACAUGCGCACAUCAGACAACGGGCUGGUCCUUUUCUCGCUUCGUGUGGACUGAUUAGCACCGUGUGAUCAAUCAGUAUGCAGCUCUUUGUACGUGCACAGAACCUGCACACCCUUGAGGUGACAGGACGCGAGACUGUCCAGGAUAUCAAGGCUCAUGUCGAGACUCUAGAGGGUCUAUGUGCGGAGGACCAGGUGCUCCUCCUGUCUGGUACCCCUCUUGAAGAUGCCGCUACCCUUGUGAGCUGUGGGAUUUCAGAGCACUGCACUCUGGAGGUUGUUGGCAGGCUUCUGGGAGGUAAGGUCCACGGUUCUCUGGCUCGUGCUGGAAAAGUACGAGGACAGACACCCAAGGUGGACAAGCAGGAGAAGAAGAAAAAGAAAACGGGCCGUGCUAAGCGCCGUAUCCAGUACAACCGUCGCUUUGUGAACGUGGUGCCCACCUUUGGAAAGAAGAAGGGUCCUAAUGCCAACUCUUAAAUAAUUUUCUGUAAUGUGUUCCUAAUAAAGUUGCACACAGCUGUGUACUCGAA